Messenger RNA from Fusarium redolens, 1266 nucleotides. RefSeq lists its product as uncharacterized. NCBI's taxonomy places the organism in Eukaryota, Fungi, Ascomycota, Sordariomycetes, Hypocreales, Nectriaceae. The record is from RefSeq and is a predicted model, not a curated record. The coding region runs from base 1 to 1266 and encodes 421 amino acids. Gene Ontology annotation, molecular function: cyclin-dependent protein serine/threonine kinase activator activity. Gene Ontology annotation, cellular component: cyclin/CDK positive transcription elongation factor complex; nucleus. The transcript is spliced from 3 exons. Gene Ontology annotation, biological process: regulation of transcription by RNA polymerase II; positive regulation of DNA-templated transcription, elongation.
AUGACAACCUCAAACAAUGGUCCGUCUGCGGCCACAAACGGCGACGCGAUACCCAAGAUCGGACCCCAUCCAGGCUUCAUAUCCAGUUCGAAUCAAUACACAUCAGAGCUCAAGCUGCGACGCAUGCUCAAGGACAAUGGCUGCGAUCCCGCAAGACAGGAUAACUACCGUCUUCAGGGUGUGCAGUUGAUUGAAAACGUCAGAGAGUAUUUACAAUUACCUGUGAGGACAUUCGACACAGCGUGCACUUACUUCCACAAAUUUCGACUCAACUUUAGAGACGCCGAGUACAACUAUCAGGAUGCUGCACUGGCAUCGCUAUUUGUCGCGUGUAAAGUGGAGGAUACUAUCAAGAAGUCGAAGGAGAUUCUCGCGGCGGCAUACAACGUUAAGAAUCCUGACAAAUCUGUCACGCCCGAUGACAAGAUGUUUGAAGGCCCAGGCAAAAUCAUCAUCUGCCUCGAACGUCUCAUCCUCGAAACAAUCGGCUUCGACUUCCGCACACGCUACCCCCAAAAACUCCUCGUAAAAGUCGUCCGCGACAUCUUUGGCAAAGAAGACGGAAAACCCUUCUUUGAGACCGCAUACGCAAUGUGUAUCGACAUCUACAAGACCUUCGUCCCCAUAAAGCGCACAACUUUCUCCAUGGUAAUGGCAGUUGUGGAGCUUACAGCUCUCAUGACAGAACAGCACGUCGAAAGAGUUCGCGAGUACGCAAAGACAAAGCGUCAGUAUCACUGGGGUUCUGUUAUGGAGACUAUGCUUGAUAUUCUGGAUUUAUAUGUUCAGCAUGGUAAAUCUACAAAAGUCGGGGCACAGUUUGAUCAGAAUAAGAUCAUCGACAUCAAGAUUCGGCUUAACAACGAUCUUGACAAGGCGUUCGAACCUCGAUAUCUGUACUACUGCUCCCGGUGCGAAGCCGAAGAUCCUCAACCUUCUACACCUGCAUCAGCUACUUCACCCGCGACAUCAACAUCAUGGCCAGGUGAUGCAUCUGGAAAACGAACGGUUCGUGGUCAAGAAGGGACGAUGCGUUUUGUGUUUGAGCCAGAGGCAGCGAGGAGGGAACAAGAGAUUACUGAAGAAUUCUUUAAGGAAGAUUUCGAAGAGUAUGAAGUUGAGGUUGAAGAGCCUGUGCCCCCACCGCCAAGGGAGGGUAGGGGAGGAUAUCAUGGUCAUAGGGAGAGGGGAGAUCAUAGAAGGGGAGGACCGUAUGGGGGAUAUCGAGGGGAUAGGCAUUACAGAGGAAGGGGUAGACACUACUGA